AUGGAUCCUAGAACUAUUGGAGUAUUGGGUGGUGGUCAGUUGGGUAGAAUGUUAGUAGAAGCAGCUUCACGGCUAAAUAUAAAAAUUGUAAUUCUCGAUACAUCAAGUAACGCUCCGGCCAAACAAAUACAAGCCACCCAAACGCAUAUUCAUGGAGACUUCAAAGAUCCUUAUAAAAUCAAAGAACUUGCCAAAGCAGCUGAUAUUUUAACAAUAGAAAUUGAACAUGUAAAUGCUGAUAUUUUGGAAACUCUGAUGAAUGAAAAUGCUGUUUUAGUGCAUCCUUCUCCUUCUACAAUUAGACUCAUUCAAAAUAAAUUCUCUCAAAAAACCCAUUUAUCCAAACACAACAUUCCAGUUGUAAAUUUUAUUGAUGUCCCCACAAAAGAUGAUUUAUUAAUUGCAAUCGAAAAAUUUGGGUAUCCUUUAAUGCUGAAAUCUAAAACCCUCGCGUAUGAUGGUCGUGGUAAUUACCUUUUACGCACUGAAGAUGAAAUAUCAAAUGCUUUGGAAUCUUUAGGAAAUUUCAAAACGCCGUUAUAUGCUGAAAGAUGGGCUUCGUUUACUAAAGAGUUGGCUGUUAUGGUUGUUAGAAGAGCUAAUGGGGAAGUCAAAAGUUAUCCUGUAGUUGAAACAGUGCAAAAAGAGAAUAUUUGUCAUUUGGUUAUUGUACCGGCUCAAGUAAAUGAUUUAAUCUUAGAAAAAGCUAAAACUAUAGCAGAAAAUGCCAUAUUAACUUUGGACGGCGCUGGAGUUUUUGGCGUUGAAAUGUUUUUAAUGAAUGAUGGUCACAUAUAUGUGAAUGAGAUUGCACCACGUCCUCACAAUUCAGGUCAUUACACAAUUGAAGCAUGUGAAACUUCUCAAUACGAAAAUCAUAUACGUUGUAUAUUGGAUCUUCCGUUAGGUAGCACUGCUCUAAAAGUACCCGCUGCUGCAAUGAUAAAUGUUCUUGGAAAAUCUGACGAUUUACAAGAAACCUUACGCCCAUGUGCUGAGUCAUUAUCCAUUCCUGGCGUUACUAUUCAUUUAUAUGGAAAACAGGAUUGUAGAAAAGGUCGAAAGAUGGGGCAUAUCACCGUUGUAUCUGAUUCUAUUUCACGAUUAUUUUUAAGAAUUAAACCAAUACUAGAAGCAAUCAAUGAAAAUGAAAGUGAUAUUUUGACCACGAUGAAAUUCAAACCACUUGUUGGAAUUAUAAUGGGUUCUGAUUCUGAUUUGCCAGUUAUGAAACCUUGUGCUGAAAUAUUAAAAUCAUUUGAUGUCCCAUUUGAGUUAUCGAUUGUUUCGGCACAUAGGACACCACAUAGAAUGUUUGAGUAUGCAAAAAAUGCCCAUAAAAGAGGACUAAAAGUUAUUAUAGCUGGUGCCGGUGGUGCUGCCCAUUUGCCUGGAAUGGUAGCUGCUUUGACUCCACUGCCAGUUAUUGGUGUACCUGUUAAGGGUAAAACCUUGGAUGGUUUGGAUUCUUUAUAUAGUAUCGUGCAGAUGCCGAGAGGAAUACCUGUAGCCACUGUAGCAAUUAAUAAUUCAACAAAUGCUGCAAUCUUGGCGGUUAGGCAACUUGGGGCAUUUAUUCCUGGGUAUUUAGAGAAAAUGCAAGAAUUUAUGGAAAAACAAGAGAAUGAAGUUUUGGCGAAAGUUGAUAAGUUAGAAGAAGUUGGUUGGGAAAGUUAUUAA
Molecule: messenger RNA, 1680 nt
Organism: Racocetra fulgida
Lineage: Eukaryota; Fungi; Glomeromycota; Glomeromycetes; Diversisporales; Gigasporaceae
Source: the annotation of a GenBank genome assembly